AUGGCAGUUCCAAAAAAACGUACUUCUAUCUCGAAAAAGCGUAUUCGUAAAAAAAUUUGGAAAAGGAAGGGAUAUUGGACAUCGUUGAAAGCUUUUUCCUUAGGGAAAUCGCUUUCUACAGGUAAUUCAAAAAGUUUUUUUGUACAACAAAAUAAAUAA
This is a messenger RNA of Brassica napus (rape), 159 nucleotides long. The record is from the annotation of a RefSeq genome assembly. NCBI's taxonomy places the organism in Eukaryota, Viridiplantae, Streptophyta, Magnoliopsida, Brassicales, Brassicaceae.